Zea mays is the source of this 2003-nucleotide messenger RNA. Its product is annotated as chloride channel protein CLC-f. NCBI's taxonomy places the organism in Eukaryota, Viridiplantae, Streptophyta, Magnoliopsida, Poales, Poaceae. Gene Ontology annotation, biological process: chloride transport; transmembrane transport. Gene Ontology annotation, molecular function: protein binding; chloride transmembrane transporter activity; translation initiation factor activity. Gene Ontology annotation, cellular component: cytoplasm; Golgi apparatus; membrane. The record is from RefSeq and is a predicted model, not a curated record. The transcript is spliced from 8 exons. Bases 1179 to 1814 code for a protein of 211 amino acids.
CAGAAGCGCAGCCGUCGUCACUGAAACUCUCCCUCCCACGCCAUCCCUGUCUCCUCUCGCCGUCGUCGCCCCCGUCCCCGCAGUCGCCCGUCCUCCGCCCGCUCCACCAGGGCGCCUCGCCCUGGGGGACGGUCUCCGACCACUAGCCUCCCUUCACCGCCGACCACGUGCUCAGUGACGCCUAGGUCAUCGGCACCGAAGUUUGGAGGCCCUGUACGUGCUUCACGUGCGGGUUCUUCAAGAACGCCUCUAUGUGUCACUUCCUCCAUGGCCUGACUACAUCGGUGUGGAUCCAGUGGCCCUAGCUCGUGAGGCAACAACGGUGUCCUAGAUUGCCCUCCCUUUGAUUCGUUUCCAGUUGUGGUGUCCGUGCAGAUUUGAGCUAUGGCAGCAAGCAAGGAUUGACGAAGCGUGCGUUCCCAUUGCACCACCAUGGGCUACGCACAGAUCGCCAUCCGCCCCUCUGGGAGCGGCAAGAGCUACCCCUGUACCUUAUCUUAGGAAUGCUAUGUGGAGCGGUCAGUGUGGUGUUUGAUAGAUUGGUUGGAUGGUUUUCAAGAUUCUUUGGGCACAUAAAGGAAAAGUUUGAUUUCCCUAUAAUAGUGUACCCUGCUUUGGGUGGGCUGGGAGCUGGUAUCAUAGCUCUGAAAUAUCCAGGGAUCUUAUACUGGGGUUUCACAAAUGUUGAAGAAAUAUUGCAUACUGGGAAAAGUGCUUCUGCUCCUGGUAUCUGGUUGUUAACUCAACUGACAGCUGCAAAGGUAGUUGCAACUGCUCUCUGCAAGGGCUCUGGGCUUGUGGGAGGACUAUAUGCUCCAAGCCUGAUGAUUGGGGCUGCUGUUGGAGCUGUUUUUGGGGAUUCAGCUGCUUAUUUAAUAAAUUCAUCUUUACCUGGUAAUGCUGCUGUUGCACAGCCACAAGCUUAUGCUCUGGUUGGAAUGGCUGCUACACUAGCUUCAGUCUGUUCAGUCCCAUUGACUUCAGUACUGCUUCUCUUUGAGCUGACAAAGGAUUACAGGAUUUUGCUUCCUCUCAUGUGAACAAGGGAGAAUAUUAUGAACUGAAGGUCAUGUAUCAGUGAAAAGCAUGCUUUCCUCUUGUAGAAAUUGUGCACUGAAAAACUACAGUGCCCUUAUGACACCACAACAGUAAGCAAGACUACAGGACAUCUAUGCGAAAUGCAGCUAGCCAGCUACACUGAUGUAGAGAUCAUUCAGGUUCUAAGCAUGAGCAAGCUGGGUUAUGAUGGUGUUGUGGCACUGCUGGUUGCUGAUAUAUCACCUUCAAUCGGUCCUGACCAGAUUGAAGCUCUGUAUCAGUAUGCCAAAUUUCAGUUUGAGUGUGGUAACUACUCAGGGGCUGCUGAUUACCUUUACCAGUAUGGUGCUUUGUGCACAAACAGUGAGCGAAAUGUGAGUGCCCUCUGGGGAAAGCUGGCAGCAGAAAUCCUAAUGCAGAACUGGGACCUAGCUUUGGAGGAACUCAACCGCUUGAAGGAAAUAAUUGAUUCAAAGAACUUCUCAUCACCUCUGAAUCAGCUCCAGAACAGGAUAUGGCUGAUGCAUUGGGCUCUGUUCAUCUUCUUUAACCAUAUCAGGUACUUGAAUGCUAUACAGACAAAUGCACACCAUCUUAUUAGGUAUCUAGCUACUGCAGUUGUUGUCCACAAAAGGAGAAGGAAUAUGCUUAAAGAGUUGAUUAAGGUCAUUCAACAGGAGCACCAUAGCUACAAGGAUCCCGUAACUGAAUUUCUGGAAUGCUUAUAUGUUAACUAUGUAGUUGUGGGCUUUGGAACAAUAACUGGAGUGAUAUGAAACAUUAGUGAUGUAGUUGUGGGCUUUUGAACUGCUUCAAGCUGGAGUGAUGUCGUUGUGGUGCUUUUGUGACUGAUCAUCUCUGGAGCUUUUGUGAAUGAUCUAGCUAGCUAUCUGUAAAUGAUCUAGUUGUGAAUGAUAUUAUAAUUGUGAUGCUUUUGUGAAUAUAUAAUUGUGGUGCUUUUGUGU